This is a messenger RNA of Acytostelium subglobosum LB1, 4203 nucleotides long. RefSeq lists its product as hypothetical. The transcript has 12 exons. NCBI's taxonomy places the organism in Eukaryota, Evosea, Eumycetozoa, Acytosteliales, Acytosteliaceae. Gene Ontology annotation, molecular function: transcription coactivator activity. Gene Ontology annotation, biological process: chromatin remodeling; regulation of DNA-templated transcription. The coding region runs from base 1 to 4203 and encodes 1400 amino acids. The record is from RefSeq and is a predicted model, not a curated record. Gene Ontology annotation, cellular component: histone methyltransferase complex.
AUGUACUCCAAAACAUUUAGGAAGACUGGGUUCUUCCUCCUUCUCCUCUUGGUGAUACAUGUUAAUGCCAAUGUCUGUUGUCACCCUACCCUGAGCGUCGCUCCAAAGUGCAUCAACAUCUGUACUUUCAAAACAUGUCCUUCUGGAUCAUAUUGUUCGGUUGACGUGAGUGGCAGACCAUUCUGUCAGGGCGGCGCUACUAGCUCUACUUCUGCAACAACAACCGUGUCGACCGCGUCCACAGUUGCUAGCACGGUUGCCUCAACCUCGGGUGUGUCAUCAACUGUUGCCACAACAACAGUGUCCACCGCGUCCACUGUUGCCAGUACUGUCGCUUCCACGAGUGUGUCAUCAACUGUUACCACCAGCACCUCUACUGUGACUACUGCUCCAACUUCAACAACAGUGUCAACUACCGUGACAACCACCGCAAGUACCACUUCGCCAGCAUCCACGAUCACUCAGACCACCACGGCCACAACAACAGUAUCCACUACUGCAAUGACUGUGACAACUGGACCUGUUACAUCUACCACUGUGUCAACUGCUUCAACAGUGGCCAGCACCGUUGCUGGUGUUACCUCAACUUCGGCAUCUACAACCGUGACCACCACUGCAAGCACUACCUCACCAGCAUCCACGAUCACUCAGACUACCACUGCCACAACCACUGUAACUACUACUGCAAUGACUGUCACAACAGGACCUGUCACCUCUACCGUUGCCUCAACCACUGCAUCAACAACUGCCUCGACAACCGUCAAUCCAACGUCAACAAUCACCCAAACUACCACGGCCACCACCAUUGCAUCGACUACUGUCAAGCCAACCACCAUCACCUCUACGACUGCCUCGACCUCUGCGUCAACGACCGCUUCAACAACUGUCACCCCAACGUCAACAAUCACCCAGACCACCACUGCUACUACCACCGCCACAACUACCUCGCAGCCACCAGUCUCAACUGUUACGACGUCUUCCACAACCACCAAGCCACCCACAACGACCGCCUCCACCGUUGCCUCGACAACUGCUACCACGACCGCUACACCAACGUCGACAAUCACUGCAACGACAACUGUGUCUACCACUGCCUCAACAACCAGUCCUCCAACCACCACUGGAUCUACCACAGCCUCGACCACCGGUCCUAUUGUGACUCCACCCCCAGUAAUUACCACUGCCUCCACCACCGAUUCUAAUCAGCAACCACUCUCCUUGAACGUCCAUGGAUUCAUUGACAACAACAAGGAUGGUACCCAAGGCAGCAAUGAGCCAUUUGCCUUUGGUGGCAAGGGCACUCUGACCAAGGAGGACGGAACUGUGCUCUCCAACAUUGGCACCACCAAUGGCCCCAAUGGUGUUCAGUUCAAGCUCACUCCAGGUCGUUACUGCCUCAACUUGCCAUACCGUGACAAUAACUACAAGGUUGGCCCACUUGGCAAGACCGGCUCCAACAAGGACAACAAGUUCGACGCAACCACCAACAAGUACUGUUUCGACCUCAAUGAGCAGACAGCCACCAACCGUGUCCUCAAUGUCAGUGUUGGAUACAUUCGCACCACACCACCCAAGUUGAAGCUGUUCUCAUUCGGUGACAACAACAAGAACGGCAAUGAUGACACUGGUGAACCAUUCUACUUCGGUGGUCGUGGCAACCUGACCAAGGCUGAUGGAACAUUACUCAAGUCAUUCGACUCGACCAACGGUGACAAGGGUGUUGACUUUGGAACAAUGGAUGAUGGAGACUACUGCCUGAACGUCGAUUACAGAGACGAGAGAUACAAGGUUGGCCCACUCGGCACCACCGGCACCACCAAGGACAACAAGAUUGACCCAGCCACCAACAAGUACUGCUUCACCAUCGGUGAGGAUACCAAGCUUAACAGCAAUAACGAGUUGAUUGUCAGAGUGGGUUAUGUACCCAAUGUCAAGCCCAAGUUGAAGCUCUUCUCAUUCGGUGACAAGAACGACAAUGGAAAAGAUGACACUGGCGAGCCAUUCUACUUCGGUGGACGCGGUAAUCUGACCAAGGCCGAUGGAACAUUGCUCAAGUCAUUCGACUCGACCAACGGUGACAAGGGUGUUGACUUUGGUUCUAUGGAUGAUGGAGACUACUGCCUCAACGUCGACUACAGAGACGAGAGAUACAAGGUUGGCAAACUUGGCACCACUGGCACCACCAGUGACAACAAGAUUGACCCAGCCACCAACAAGUACUGCUUCACCAUUGGCGAGGACACCAAGUUGAACAGCAAAGGUGAACUUAUCGUCCGGGUUGGAUAUGUUCCAGUUGUCAAGCCCAAGUUGAAGUUGUUCUCAUUCGGUGACAACAACAAGAAUGGCAAUGAUGACACUGGUGAACCAUUCUACUUCGGUGGACGUGGUAAUCUGACCAAGGCUGAUGGCACAAUGGUCAAGACCUUCGAUUCGACCAACGGCGACAAGGGUGUUGACUUUGGCACCAUGGAGGAUGGAGACUACUGCCUCAACGUCGAUUACAGAGACGAGAGAUACAAGUACUGCUUCACCAUUGGCGAGGACACCAAGUUGAACAGCAACGGAGAGCUGAUUGUCCGUAACGGCAAUGAUGACACCGGUGAGCCAUUCUACUUCGGUGGACGUGAGUAUGGAGACUACUGCCUCAACGUUGACUACAAGAACGACAAUUACAAGGUUGGCCCACUCGGCACCACUGGCACCACCAAGGAUAACAAGAUUGACCCAGCCACCAACAAGUACUGCUUCACCAUUGGUGAGGAGACUGAAUUGAACAGCAAGGACGAGCUUAUUGUCCGUGUUGGUUAUGAACACGCUGAUGGCACAAUGGUUAAGACCUUCGAUUCGACCAAUGGAGCCAAUGGUGUGGACUUUGGUGCUCUUGAUGAUGGAGACUACUGCCUCAACGUCGACUACAAGAACGAGAACUAUAAGGUUGGCAAACUUGGCACCACCGGCACCGAUAAGGACAACAAGAUCGAUCCAACCACCAACAAGUACUGCUUCACCAUUGGUGAGGAAACCGAGUUGAACAGCAAAGGUGAGCUGAUCAUCCGUGUUGGUUAUGAUCAAGUAAUCAAGCCCAAGUUGAAGCUGUUCUCAUUCGGUGAUUCCAACAAGAACGGCAAUGAUGACACUGGCGAGCUUUACUACUUCGGUGGACGUGGUAAUCUGACCAAGGCUGAUGGCACAAUGGUUAAGACCUUCGAUUCGACCAAUGGAGCCAAUGGUGUGGACUUUGGUGCUCUUGAUGAUGGAGACUACUGCCUCAACGUCGACUACAAGAACACCAACUACAAGGUUGGCAAACUUGGCACCACCGGCACCGAUAAGGACAACAAGAUCGAUCCAACCACCAACAAGUACUGCUUCACCAUUGGCGAGGACACUGUUUUGAAUAGCAAAGGAGAGCAUAUCGUCAGAGUUGGUUACGAUGCUGUCAAGGAGUACAGAAUGGCUGGCUAUACUUGGAGUGAUGGUAACGGUGAUGGAACAAACAACAACAACGAAGUCAAUAUUCCAGGAGCCACAGUGAGAGUCCUCAACGCUGACAAGGUAGUGAUUGCCAACUUUAUCACCACUGCGGACUACAAUGGAUGGAGGACUGGUGCUAUGGAAGAAGGAGAUUAUUGCAUUGAGAUGGAUGCUCCAGCUGGUUACGUGUUCACCAAGCCCAAUGCCGCAACAGCACCUAAUAGCAGAUUCUCGCCAGAGGGUGCUACCAACUCCACCUUCUGUUUCUCAAUUGACAAUGGCAAGCCCUCAAAUGGAACAGUUCUUAACGGUGCUGAUUACCGUGUCAACGCUGGUUUCAAGAAGACCAAGACCUACGCUAUUAGUGGCUAUACAUGGAAAGACUCGAAUAAGAAUGGAGUAAACGAUAACAGUGAAUCUAACAUUGCUGGAGCAACAGUCAGGGUCCUAGAUUCCAACAAGAAUUUACUUGGCACAUACACUUCCACUACUGACCGCAAUGGAUACAGGAUAACUGGUUUGGUUGCAGGAGACUAUUGUGUCGAGAUUGAUGCCCCUGCUGGAUACGUGUUGACCAAGCCUGAUGCUGCCACAAAACCAAACAGCAGAUUCUCACCAGAGGGUGCAGAGUCCGGCUCUUUCUGCUUUACUGCCAAUGGAAGUGAAAACAAAGGAGCUCCUAUUGUUGAUGGUGAUUACCGUGUCAAUUGUGGUUUUAAACCCAAAUAA